Dinoponera quadriceps is the source of this 7693-nucleotide messenger RNA. RefSeq names its product phosphatidylinositol 3,4,5-trisphosphate 3-phosphatase and dual-specificity protein phosphatase PTEN (gene Pten). Gene Ontology annotation, molecular function: protein tyrosine phosphatase activity; phosphatidylinositol-3,4,5-trisphosphate 3-phosphatase activity. Gene Ontology annotation, cellular component: cytosol; plasma membrane; cell projection. Lineage: Eukaryota; Metazoa; Arthropoda; Insecta; Hymenoptera; Formicidae. The transcript has 9 exons. The record is from RefSeq and is a predicted model, not a curated record. Gene Ontology annotation, biological process: negative regulation of cell population proliferation; protein dephosphorylation; regulation of phosphatidylinositol 3-kinase/protein kinase B signal transduction. Bases 245 to 1591 code for a protein of 448 amino acids.
GAGACCCACCAGUGGCAGGUUGAACAGUAAAAUCUCUGAGCAUAUUUCGGCAUCAGUAACUCCCCUCCAUGUUUGUCUGGAGGAACAAAGAGGACCAGAACUGGGCUCAUGUGACGCUCCAGCUCACAAGCCUAAGGUCAAAAGUACCUUUGAGAAUCAAAAAGCAGAAGAGGAGGUUCCAGAGGAGGCGGAGGGUGGAUCAACCGAAAUCGAAACAGAAGAGUUAAAACAGAGUCAACCGAGUAUGGCAAAUACCAUCAGCAACAUGAAAAUGACUAAUCCUAUCAAAGGGUUGGUCAGCAAACGCCGUAAACGUUUUACAGAAGAUGGGUUUGACCUUGAUCUCACGUAUAUAAGAGAUAAUUUAAUAGCAAUGGGUUUCCCUGCUGAGAGGCUGGAAGGAGUAUACAGAAAUCAUAUUGACGAUGUUGUUAAAUUGCUGGAAUCCAAACACAAAGAUCAUUAUAAGAUUUAUAAUUUGUGUUCCGAAAGGUCCUACGAUUGCAAAAAAUUCAAACAGAGGGUGGCGACUUACGCAUUCGACGAUCACAAUCCACCGAAACUAGAACAAAUUAAGCCGUUCUGCGAAGAUGUGCACCAUUGGCUAUCCCUACACAAAGAAAACGUAGCCGUGGUCCAUUGUAAAGCGGGUAAAGGUCGGACAGGUGUAAUGGUGUGCUGCUAUUUACUCCAUAGCAAGCAAUUCGCCAAUGCCAUGGAUGCUCUUAAUUAUUACGGAACGAAGCGGACUCACGACAGGAAGGGUGUGACGAUACCUUCGCAGAGGAGAUACGUGGACUAUUACGCAACUCUUGUUCAAGAAGGUCUCAAUUAUCAACCAGUGACAUUGAUACUUCGUAAAAUACAACUGGAUCCGGUCCCCAUUUUUAACGGUGGUCAAGGAACUGUGCGUUUUGUGAUCUCGGAAUCUAACAAAAGGAUAUUCAUGGAAGAUUACGAAGUACGGAAAGGUACCUCUUCUAUAACCAUCUCGCUAGAGCGCAGCGUAGCAUUAACGGGAGAUAUACGGGUGGAUUUCUUCAACAAGCCGAAGAUGAAACGGAAGGAGAAGAUGUUUCACUUUUGGUUCAACACGUUUUUCGUCCGAGAAUACACAACCUCUGACUACGACAACGGCGAGUUACCGAGAUCGACAAGGGCAUUGAGCUGCGACGGCACGGCCAUGGAGUCGCCAAUGGUUAUGUCGCACGUGAGAUCUAGGACUGGAUCGUUGGCGAGUCUCGGCCCCAUGCCUCCUACUCUCGUUUUACGGAUAGACAAGUGGGGUUUAGAUGAUGCCCACAAGGAUAAGAAUCACAAGCAGUACAGUUCAGAUUUUAAAGUGAGUCUAUUUAUGCAUUGCGUGGGCGGAAGUAUAUCGCCGGCAGUGCCGGCGUCGACGAACAGAACAGGGGACGGUGUGCAGCUGGGGAUGGCUGGGCAGGAGACGUCGAGUGAGUCGAGCGAGGCGGACAGUAGCGAGUGCGACACGACCGGCGACGACGAGGACGGUUGGGAUUCUGUGGACUUGGGCCAGCGCGUCGGCCGGUACCGUCUUCUGUCAGAUGGAGGGAUGAUAGAUCUUUUGUGAGCCCAUCGCCAAUCACCCCUAAUCAUCUCUCUCGACUUCGGUGUCAUUGGCAUUUUAAUUAUCAGACACGUACACGCACACAUACACAUCUACACGUAUUAUAUAUAUAUAUACACACACAUAUGCGCGCGUGCCACGGAAACAUUAUGUAGCGCGUUACGCAGAGACACCGCGAAACUUACAUCCGUUGUCAUCGCCGAGCGUCGCGAGAGAAUACACGUUCAACGUCUACUACGUUUAAUUACAUUUAAGCUUUUGUACUUGAGUUAGCAUUUUAUUUACGCUACGUAAAAGGAAGCCAAUGUGAUUUUUUUCUACGUAAAGAAGAAAAAGCAAAAAAAAAUGAAGAAAAAAGGUAGGAAGGAAGGAAGGAAGAUAAGAAGGACCGCUAUCUUGCCGUUACGAUUGAUAAUGAUUUCGCGCGAGCCGAAGCGAUUAGAGAUUAGGUUUUGCGAGAGUGAUUUAAAUGCAUUGUGGAGUGAGUGCUGGUGGACGAUGACUGGAAGCGGAAGCAGCGGCGAGCGAGAGUGAUUGGGACGCGAAAGUAUUUAUUGUCCGCGUAAGAAUCUAAUCAAAAUUAACGUACUCUUCUCACAGGUUCACUAACAACUCUUACCGUUCAUAUAAUCACACUUUACUUGUGAAUUCUUUUUUUCUUUUUCGUCUCUCUCGAAUAAGUUACGCCUUUAGACAACGUCGAGCUCACAUUAUUCUGCAUGGCACGAUCAUUUUUCUUUCCCCUCCACUUACAUAGAUAUCGAACACGCAGACAAUUUUCGACAAAAGUCGACGCGAAAAUUACGAAGUGAAGAUCACGAGCGACAUGUGAAAUUCGUAUAUCAUCAAAAUUUCUAUCGAGAUAUGGUGCGACCUCACGACCGAAUGGUCCAUACCGAAAAUUGUUCACGUGGUGUGAGAGCUCAGACGGAAAUUGUUGAGUGUAAAUGACACUUCUUGAACGCUGAAGAUAUCCCUACUCUGUCACGUAACCGUGCGUGUAUCCAUUGUUACUUUUGUUUAAACGCGACAAAAAGAAAGAAUCAUUAUUUUUUGGGGGGUAUUCGAGAAACACUCGAUCGGACCCAAAUUGAAAUUUUGAUUCCGCAUUAACUUUGCAAAUUCCGUCGACGUAUUUCAUACGAUAUAAUACUUGUUACUUUUCUUUGCUUGCAAACCUGUGAUUAAUGGUUUCCCUUAGUUUUCUAUUUUUUUUUCUUGACAAGCACGUACAUAUAUGUACUUGACUGUAUAUACACACAUACACAACUAAACUCUUCUCAAAACGACAAAUAUAGAGACAUUGUGUCCGUUAAGUAGAGAAGAAGCACGGUCGAAAAACAAAUGAACGGGCUAUAUGGCGUAGCGGAAGUGCAUGUUUAUAUAUGAAUACUAUAUGGACUGAGAUGAAGAAGAGAGAAAGAAAAAAAAGAAGAUAAUGCUGUAAAGAAACGAAUAUUUUUCAUAAAAAUAAAAUAUCGUAUAUAAGUCAAUAAUAACGUCUAGAGAGAAUAAUAUGUCAAAUAUAUCCGCCAUCGCGCGAUUUUCUUCGCUGAAACAAGCCGAUUCUUAUCGUGUAUCCCCGCGAGUCUCUCUCUCUCUCUCUCUCUCUCUCUCUCUUUCACGGUCACAUUUUCGCACACGCAUUCGCGAUCGAGCGGAGAUCUCGCGGGGAUGGGAGCGGAAUUUGUUGUGCUGAUAGAGCUCAAUAUCGACUGGUAAUAACGCGCAAUCUCGAUGAGAAAUCGAGAUCGAAAAAGUGUUCGUCGAAUCGGUCGAAGAAUUCACAGCCGAGGGAAGUCCCUCAUGACACACCUUUCGGGAUUAUCCUUGCGCACCUCGUACUUUGAUAAAAUUAUUACGAUUAUCGCGCGAUACAUCACGUACCGUACACACAACACACACAAACGCACACGCACGCAUGCGGAAAGCAACACGUAUGCGUUACCUUACUCGAGAACACUUUUCGAUUGUUAUACAAUCAUGAAAUUUCGGUCGAUCCCCGAAAUCUUUCGUCCCCUGUAUGCGACGGUUCUCUUUUCGAGAAUGAAUAUUUCACAAACGCCACGAGUCUUUCUCUCGUCGCGUACAAACGAAAUCCUGCGACUGUUUUCCACUUAAUAUUCAGCGCUAUUUCAUCAUACGAAGUGCUUAAUAGAUUCAUACACACACCCACACACACACACACACACACACACAAAUAUAAAUAUGUAGAUAAGUGUCUCGCGCGAUCCACGGGGAUGCUAGCGCGAGCGCGCAGGUUUACGCGUACAGCCGAGGUUCGGCUUCUUCGGCAUCCGCCGACUUGUUUUCGGCGCGACUUCCGUUGCAUCAUCAUCUUGCGUUGCAUCGACGACACUUGCGGGGUAUUGUUGUACCACACAAUUAUAAGAUGCAGCUGGUGCGCGCCACGACCUGCCGUUUCUCGAAGCGUAUCGUCGACAUCAUCUCCUCGCGCGAACGCUAACUUCGGCGAACCUCCUCCGAGAGCCACGUGAUGUGCAUCCGGCAUCUUGGUUGCACUCUCCCGUUCUCGGCUUUGCGAUACGGUUCGGAGGUCGUUGACCGUUGCAUAAUCGCCGAAAAGAGCUCGCGGGUGGACACGAUUUUUUCGAUUAAUAAAACGUACAGAACGGAUUAAUCGCACAAUGACGAUUUGUCCUCGCAACGGCGUCUCGCAAGUUUCCAGCGAAUCGCAUAUCUUGUUAAUCGCAUACCAGUUUCACGGUUUCUUUGGAACAUAGUUCCCUUACUUCAUUAAAGAAACCUACUAAAGGCCAUAGUUAUUUUCAUAAAGGUUUUUAAUUGAAGAAUUUAUCUAUUUAUUUCUCAGAGAUUUCAGAUUAGACGUAUCAGAAUUAUUUUUAUUAGAGAGGCUACUUAUGUAUAUAUAUGUAUAUAUAUAUACAACUAACUUAACUAUUUUUAUCUAGGCGUAAACAUAACGGGAAAAAUUGGAUGCCGAAAAUGUAAGAAUAAAAUUAUAUUUUACUCGAGUGAAGGAGAGAUUUUAUAUUGAAUAAAAGAGAAGCAUCUUAUAGAGGUGGAGCGUUAGUCGUUAAUUAAAUUGUAGAACGAUUUACUCUACGUAAACGUGCGUAUAAGAGAAAAACCACAAAUCAAAGAGCCGCAAGCUCAGCCGGGUCAAAAUCCCAUCGCGUUUUAUGACGACUAGUCCGGCAAAAACGAGACGCCUCCAAGUAUCGAAGAUACGGAUUCGAAGAUCAAUUCAGAGGGAGAUUCUCACAGAGGAUCUGUAUCGUUUAUUAAUCGAAAAAAGAAAAAAAAACGAGAGACGCUCGGAUCAGAGGUGCUCGCUUCGAGAAGAAGGAACACACCACGUUUCCGUGCCGUCGAUAGCGAAACCACGAAGGGGAUGGGAGGAUCAACGAAGCCGUCGUUCUUUUGAUAAUUAACGUUGUACAAAGUGCGUGUGCGAGAGAAAGCAGGGAAGAAAAAGAGAAGAAAAAUUGAAACAGAACAAAACAGGAGGAAACUGAACGUUUCGAUUUCUUCGCUAUUUUACGCCUGUGUACCAGCGAUUGUUACGUACACCUUUAUAUAGUGAUAUAAAAGUGAAUCUCGGUGCUCGCGUGGGAGCGAGUCGAAAACCGCUGAGGAAACGUGUUUCCCUUCGUCGUUAGAUAGGAUAACGCAAUCGAGUAAACGCUGCGUGUCUGAGAGAAGUAAAGAGAGUUGUAGCGCGCGAGAAGCUUAUUUUUCAGUAGCGAACGACUCACACAGCUCGAUUUUUCAUCCCCCCUCCUCCCCCGUCCGAAACUGAAUGUGCUGCAGAACGUACGCUGCACCGGAGAAUGUUGCGGACUACGGAUGAUGCGUGAAUACGACUUUUAUACAGCUGCCGAUGUUUCUGUUAUUCCUAUUUGCGCGUAGAAUUCUAUAUAUGGUAACGAUAUAACGAUACCAUCGUCAGUCUUCGAUCCGUACGUUUUAAGGGCGUUUAUUACAUCGGCUGACGCAGGAGAAGGGUGAGGACGCGACGGAGAUGUACUUUUGCGCGGAUUCAAAGUUCAGAGUUUGCUCAAAACAAAAAGUUCGAGAAUAUAUAUAUAUAUAUAUAUAUAUAUAUAUAUAAAAUCGUAGAACUCGCGUGAAAAUUGGACUGAAAAAAAUCACCCGUCGCGAGUUUUACCGAUCGCCACACGUGCAUUCGCUCUUUCCGGGCCGUGAUUUUUUGAUUGUAAAUUUAUCGUUUAAAUCUGAGACCAAAAGUAAAGGAAAAAAAGUAAAAAGAGAGAAAAAUGACUGGACGUUGCGCUUGGAGAAUACAUCUCUUCUGGCUCCCCGGCUUCCUGAUGCGCCUCGUGCUGGUGAGAACUCGCAAACACGACGUCGGACGACAACUCCCCUUGUACAUUUCAUCACAAACGAUACGUCUGCCCGACAUUCGGCCGUUUUACAUUUACGCGAUAAACGUAUUUUUGUACUUUCUCCUUAUUAUUAAAUUGAACGCAGGUGCAUACGCCGCGCAUCUACGCUCGUGCAUAUAAAAAUAUAUAGGAUCUUAUAUUAUAUAUUACGAGUAUUAAUUGACGCUUACGAAUUGCCCGUGAUUUCUCAUUUGGAAGACGAGAAACGUUCUAGAUCGGUUAUUUGCGCGUGGGGGCGAUCCUUUAAAGAGGAGAGAAAAGAAAAGCAAAGAAGAGUAAAAGAAAAAGGAAAAGAAAGGAGGGAGAAGUUCAAAAAAAGAAGAAAACCGUAAAAGGAUAAAAAUAAAAAAAUGAUGUGUUUACUUCGCCGAUUUUUUAUAAGCACCAUCGGUGUUUUUGUCGACGGAUAAGAUUUUGUCAUAAGAUUGUGAAUAUUACAUACGUUAGUUACUGACAAAUAAAUGUUACACGAUGCAGUUUGUGUAAGAAUAUCCCUGGUGUUCUUUCGAGCGAGUUGUCUCUUUCUCUUCCCUUUGAUUUCGUUUGUCCGAUUAAUCCGAUACUGUUCAAUACGGCUACACCUGUGUCGCGCAAAAUUCGAGACCGUGUGACGAAAAACUGCAAUUACUUGUAUCGUUGUCGGUCGUUUGCAGAACUCGCUUAAAAGAAGUUCAAACACCGUCCGACCAGAGCUAUGCGUUUUAUCUCAUACGGAUAUCCGUAUUUGCGGUUACACAAAAGCCUUUAUACGAGGGGAGCAAAAUACGUGUUCGAUCUCAAUGUCUCUGCAGUUAUUAUUAUCAUUAUGUUACCGUACUCUGGAUUGUCGAGGCUGCUGCUUUGACAUGCGACGAUACCCAUCGGAUCGACCUGCGAAUGCAAGAGCACGCACGAUCGAUCUUCCCGUUGCUAUUUGUUGCGACUGAAACAUUUGCAACGAUUAAGAUAUCUGCAAUGAGCGAAUUCCUAAGCAGCGGAUGAAACUCAGAGCGAAUCUCUUUAAGAGUAAGUGAUAUAAACGCGCGUGUCUCUGACUUUUUAUAUUACCUUUCCUCCGCUCAUAAUUAGGUUGCUCCACGUUUGACGAACGGUAAGUCGAAGAGAGCGAUGGAGCUAGCUUAUCGAGAAGUUUACGUUUUCUGCGGAAUCCAACGCAGCGCAACAGAACAUACUUAUUUGCCUCCGCAUAAUAAUUUCCCCCGGGAGUUCGACGCGCAUCUCCCCCGUCCGAGAACGAUCCAAUUCGCAGUCACGUUUAUAUAUUUAGAGAGCGUCCCGAAGAAAUUCGAAUAACACAAAGUGCAUGUGUUCUCCUCCGACGGUGCGCAGAUCGAAUUUGCAAUUUAAACGCCUUUCUCUCUCGCGGAAUUGGACGGAAGUUCGGGGUGGCGACGGGUCGAGCUCCGCUCGGAAAGGACGGAAGAUCAAUGGCGAGCUUCGUGUUUCUCACGUUUUCCGUGUGUACACGAGUGACGUUUUCUUAUUUCUCUCUUUGAGUUUACCCUUUUCUUUCUUUUUCUUCCUUCAUUUGUCUUUCUCUCGUUCCCCCUUUUUCUCGCUUAUUCUCGCUUCUUCAUAAACAUAAACGUUCAUUCGCAGCUCCCUCUCGCCCCCACCCGCCCCUAACCGUCACUUCCUCGUUGACCGUCGGUUGACCCAGAAAAUUACACCUCGCAUCGCGCGCUCGCCUUUCUCCACGACUGACGAUAGGUCU